GAGUUGGUAACACAGUAACACUGAUUAUGAGUCAGAUGACGUCACAAUGUGUAUAUAAAUAAGAACCCCUUGUUUGUAAUCUAAUCAGAGAUUUAUUUUGUAAUAUGUACAUUAAAGAAUUAAAUUAAUAUUUACGCGCAUUUAAGAAAACGUUAAACGUUUUGCGUUGCAAUUGUGUGUGCACAUUUUACUGUUAUGGAAACAGAUUUGAGAUCGAUAUUUCGUGUAAACGUUAUAGCUGUUAUCAAAUUUUUAAAACAUUUAUUUAUUUAAUUGAAUUGAAUAGAACGAACUUCAAACAUUCGGAAAAAAAUAAUCUUCUUUCAUUUUAAACACUUGAGGAGCAACAAAAUGCAGCCUUCUUUUAAUGGAAAAUUAGAAGAAAUACCGUUUAUAAGCAUUGACAAUUUUUCUUACGAGAGGGACCAUGUAUCUGCAUAUUUCUUGAGCCAUUUCCACGGAGACCACAUUUCUGGCAUAGAACGCUAUGGUUUGAUAAAACUCUUAGUAAAAAGGAAGAUAUAUAUCUACACUUCUGAAGUUACGGUUGCAAUUAUAAAAGUAAGGCAUCCGGAUUUAGAGCCACACUUGAAAAGCUUGGCGCUUGGCCGUAAUGCGUUAUCAAUUCAGACAAAGGAUGCAGAAGAGUUUCUAGGAGUAACAAUGUUGCCAGCUGGCCACUCGCUGGGCUCUGUCAUGUUCCUGUUUGAAUACAAAAACCAAAACAUAUUGUUCACUGGCGAUUUCAGAAUAUCGAAAAACGACGUUGCGAAAUAUAAACAUUUGCAAAACAAUGGGGAACCCAUUAAAAUUGAUGUUUUGUAUGUCGAUACGACCUUCCAAGACCGGCCUUCUUUCCCAAAAAGGUCUGAAGUGGUCAGUGACCUGAUACCACAUAUAAAACAUUGGCUGGCUGACAACCCAGAGAAUGUGGUUCUACUGAGCGUAUCCGCCAUGUUCGGUUACGAAGGCGCUUGUAAUCAAAUAUAUGACGAAAUUAAAAUUAAAGCUAACGUCAAUGAAGACGAUUGGAAGAUUUUUAGGCAAUUUCCGAAACAAAUAUACGGCGUGACGGAUGAAGAGUCGAGGAUUUUACUUAGGACAAGAAGAAGUAGCCACCUACCGCAAGUACCGCUACAUAAUAUUCUUACUUUAGAUUUUUCGGCAUUGCAUUGGACGUCACCUAAUUUAGAAGAGGAGUUUUUAACAAAAGAAAGUGAUAAUAGAAUCUCUGUCUGCUACUCCACGCACUGCGGGCGCGACGAGCUGAUGCAUUUCAUCAACUACUUGAACCCAACAAUCAAGAAAGGGUUUCCUAAAGAUUUCAAGGAAAAUAAUUCUAAAUUGACAUUUUAUUCCAUCUUCACGAACCGUGAUGGGGACGCGAAGGAAAAUUACGAAAUUUCACCCAAAAAGAAAAAAAUCGUUAGGAAAAACGAUGACAAUCGGAAAAGCUCUGGUGGUAAAAGGAAAUUGGCCGAGGUACUUGACUGGUGAAGUGGUAAAUGGCAAAGUCAACAUUACUUAUUUCAAAUAGACCAGGAAGCAACUUUUGAACGUCAAAGCAAAUAUAAUAAUAUUAAUAACGUCUGUCUGUCGGUCAGUCCUCUAGUUGCUCUAUUUGCUCGUUCUUUUUCAUAGGAUCCUUCCUAUGAAAAAGAACGAGUAAGAAACUCCAUAGGUUACUCUUUAGGUUAUAAAGUAUUGUAUAUUGUAUAUAUAUUUUUUUACAUUUAAUGGUAGACCCAUUAAAUGUAAAAAAAUAUAUAUAUAUAUAAAUAUAAAUAUAUAAAUACGUAUAAAUAUUUUUAUAAUGAAAUAAAUAUGAAAAUAAAACGAAUGUUUUUAUUUUAAUCUGUUUUCAA
Molecule: messenger RNA, 1865 nt
Organism: Spodoptera frugiperda (fall armyworm)
Lineage: Eukaryota; Metazoa; Arthropoda; Insecta; Lepidoptera; Noctuidae
Product: protein artemis
Exons: 5
Coding region: 352-1497 (381 amino acids)
Biological process (GO): double-strand break repair via nonhomologous end joining; protection from non-homologous end joining at telomere; interstrand cross-link repair
Molecular function (GO): damaged DNA binding; 5'-3' DNA exonuclease activity
Source: RefSeq, a predicted model, not a curated record